Messenger RNA from Melitaea cinxia (Glanville fritillary), 3207 nucleotides. RefSeq lists its product as uncharacterized. The transcript is spliced from 12 exons. The record is from RefSeq and is a predicted model, not a curated record. Gene Ontology annotation, molecular function: zinc ion binding. NCBI's taxonomy places the organism in Eukaryota, Metazoa, Arthropoda, Insecta, Lepidoptera, Nymphalidae. The coding region runs from base 23 to 1813 and encodes 596 amino acids.
AGCGUACUACGCUGACGCAGUGAUGUCGGCAGCGGCGCGCGGGGCCGGCUGUGCGCUCGGCUGUAGCGGGCGAGGCGACUGUAUGAACGGCACUUGCCUCUGUGAGAUUCGAUACUCGGGGGAGGAGUGCGCUGGGCCCAACUUGCCUUACCAUGCCUGUAUCGGCGGAGUAUUCCUCAUGGUUGCCUUCGUCUGCGCGGUUCAGCUCACGAUCUGCAUCGUAACCGAAUACAGGAAGCUGAAAGCGCCCACGUUCCUCAGGGCGUGUAAAGUCACAACACAAAAGAUGCUGUAUCUUGUAGCGUUUCUCGCUUCUUUGAUACGCGGUGCUUACUUUGUUUCGCCGUCUGCAUUCCAAGAGGGUUGGGCGACAAGUCUUCUGUCAGCCUACUAUCCCUUAAUGAUGUCGGGAUCAUCCCUUAUCGUCUGCUUCUGGGCAGAGGUUUUCCACCUCCGCGACAUCCGCUGGGAGAGGCCGAGGUUCAUCUCGAAGUCGUUCCUGGCCUUCGUGACCUUCAACGUGAUCAGCUACUCGCUGUUGGCUGCUGAGGUGCUCACCACAAACAUCGCUGAUACCUCAGCUGAGAAGAAGAGUUUUUAUCAGCACGUGUUUAACGGCUGCUACGCGGUGCUCCUCUUCAUAGUCGUCAUAUUCUUCCUCAUAUACGGAGUUGAAGUUUAUUUUAAGCUUCGAGGGGAGUUCCUUAAGGAGACGAAGGUGUGCACGAUUAUAUCGCCUCGACCUGGUCCGUCCACGGCUGCAGAGGGUGAUGACGUCCAGGACACGCUUGUUACCAAACAGGUAAAGAUAAUUUCAAUUUAUGUAAUACUUUUUUGCACAUUUAGAAUUACAGGUAUCCAAACCGAUCUAGCUGACUGCGAUGGCACCGUAGACCCUCGAUCAGUAAACCAGUCCCAGCUACAUCAGUCGCGUGUGGGUCUCGUCAGCCAGGCGUUGAUGCUCAUCCUCAUCGCUGGAUUCCUAGCCUCGGAAACGCUCAGCGAAUUCUGGAAGACCAAAGUGCCAGUGGUUUCCCGCAACUGGCACGAUCUGGUCUUCCGCCUGGCGGAGAUCGGAGUCGCGCUAUGGUUCCCCUGCGUCCUGUGGAACUGCAUGGCGCCCGAGCGGCUCUGGUUGCUCAACCCGCGCAGGUUGCUGGCGCGGCAGCUCGACGACACUCGCCUGGCAGACCUGCUGGCGCACACGAGACGAGCGGACACCAAGAAUGUGGAAACGGAUUCACUUGUGGGCAGCGUUAGUUCGAUUCGCGAUUGCUGGAUAUGCUACGACAACUCUAGACCAGAGCCACUAAUCACUCCAUGUCGCUGUACCGGCGAUGUGGCUGCAGUGCAUCACGAUUGCUUGAGGAGAUGGCUCGUCGAGAGCGCUGCAACUCCCGAUGGCUUGAAAUGCAAAGUGUGCAACACUCCAUAUAUAGUCCAAGAAACGAAUCAGGUGGAGUGGCAGCGCGGCUUCACAUGUGGCCACUGGGUACGCACCGUGCUGAGCGUGGCGUGCGUGUGCGGGGCCACGGGGGCCGCCUGGGUGCUCGUGCAGCUGUUCCCGACCCCGGUGCCCCGCGUGCUGGCAGCUGGCGCCGCCCUGCUCGUGUGCUACGUGGCCGUCAGGUUCCUAGGCAUGAACACAGUUAAGGCCUACCAACGUGCAAAAGUUUCUUCUUUGAAAAUUUUAACCGAUCCAGUGGAUUUGAUGGCUGACCAGAGUCAGCUGUCUACGAUAAGCAAGACAGUCACCGUAGAAAUAGCUUCCAAGGCUAUUCUCGACCAAGCUUUAAAAGGAGACGUCAAAUAAACACAAAUCGACGAAAUAAUGGUUCAAAAGUGAUAGCUGGUUGUUCACCUCAUUCAAAAAGCGAACUCAGUCGUGCAGUGAAAAUUAAUAAGUGAAUUCUGUGCUAAAAACAAUAAAUUUCUCUGAGAAUUUAAUCAUUGACUUGAGGGGUGUAAAAUGUAACAAAAUUCCAAAAUUCAUAGCGUAUACAAAACUAGUUUUGUACUAAAGUCCAAAAGAAGUUAUUAAAGUAAAAUAAAUUAUUCAAAAUGUGAACAGUUAUUGAUGAACAGUGAAGAGUUAAUGUGACGUAAGUGGUAAAGAAAUGAAAGUAACUUCCGUACAUACAAUACAUAGCAAUAUUCGACACAGUGUUGUGAUGUAUUUGUAUUAAGUACAAAAGAUAAACGUCAAUUUUUAAUAAUUAGACGAAUCUGAGCGUAUAUUUUUAUUCGUAUAGAUAAAUGUCUCGGUUAAAUUUAUCUAGUAGAUUCUUCAAGAGGAAGAAUAUUGUUGCCAAAUUCCAAUAGAUUUCGUAUUUUAAGGUAAUGUAAUUGUUAGUUCGAACUAUGUAUACAUAUUUUUGAAAAUUGUAUCGAAUGUAGACUUCUGGUAAACUCUACAAUAAGUUUUUCUAAUAAAAUAUGUAUGGAAUUUAAUAAAAUGUUCAAUAAGCUUUAGACAGCUAAAGCCUAGUAUAUAGAAGUAGAAAAAUCUUAUGAAAUGUGUGUACUAAGUACAGACUUAGUACACACAUUUCAAAAGAUUUUUCUAGAACAUACACAAUAGCCCACAAUCCUUCAAAAAGUUUUUGACAUUGUCAUAACAUUUUGUUACCUCCCUUUUAGAAUUUUUUUUCCGUCAUCUAAGGGCUAAAAAUACAAUUUGUCAAUUUUUUUUUUUUCCUUAAAUACUCCUUUGAGCCACAUUUAAUGGGGUACAAUAAAAUUGAGUUUGAGUAUUGUUUUUAAUUGCAGUUACUUCAAAGUUAUUUUGCCCUUAUACACAAAACUCCAUUUUUAUACAUAAAUUGUUUCCGUAAAUAAAAUGCCUUUUAAAAUUUCUUUUCUUAUAUCGAACAUUUCACAGUACAUAAAAAUUGGGUCUUUUUACUGUUGUCAAAAAAUAAAGAAUUGAUACUGUUUUGGUUGUUACUCUUGUAACUCCAUAUAGCCAGCUAAAAAAACAGUUAAAAUAUCUUAAUAUUUUCGUUUAUAAUUAUGUAUUAAUACAAUAAAAGUAAUUUAAAAAUAAACUUACGUAUUUUAACAGACAUGUAAAACAGAAAAACGUAUUAAUGUAUCCUGAUUCCGAGCUUAAUUAAUUUAGUCCACUGUUAUUAUAUAAAGACAUUCUUUCCAUGUGAUAUAAAUGUAUAAUUGAUAAUAAUUAACAAAUAAUAGCAUAUCAAUAAA